Messenger RNA from Trichosporon asahii var. asahii CBS 2479, 1764 nucleotides. RefSeq lists its product as uncharacterized. The coding region runs from base 1 to 1764 and encodes 587 amino acids. The record is from RefSeq and is a predicted model, not a curated record. The transcript is spliced from 3 exons. NCBI's taxonomy places the organism in Eukaryota, Fungi, Basidiomycota, Tremellomycetes, Trichosporonales, Trichosporonaceae.
AUGAUCGGGCCUGCCGCCCUCGUUCUUCUCGGCUGGGCAGCGACCGAAGCCAUCGCCGCCAAGGUCAUAGUGGACAAUGUCAGCCCAAUGAUUACCUACACCCCGCCUCUGUACGGUGAUCGUGCCGAGAGUGACGACCGCUGGGAUCCAAACCGCGGACUAAACGCUUGGAACACGACCUUUCCCCAGGUGACCGAGUACAGGCCGUGGGAUCUGCGCAAGCCGACCGACCAGCACUACACCUUUGUCAAGGUCCAGGGUAUUGACAACUACCCAACGGCCGAGAUCUCGUUCGUCGGCACGGGCAUCGUCCUGAUCGGCCCUGACCCGAAUCCCGGCGAGAAGCUGGGUACUGGUUUCGCCAAGCUCAAGCUCGACGGCAAGGAGCAGGACUGCCGCAGUACCGGUGACGCAACCUUGCUACAGUGCUCGAUCCGCGACCUCGAGUUCGGACGACACCAUCUCACCGUCGAGGUGCAGCAGGGCGGCUUUGCCAUUGGCCGCUUUGAGAUUGAUACUGGCAAGGAAGACAACCCUACGGCCGUCGUUGAUCUGAGCGAUGACAACAAGCGCGUCACUAACGGUGGCGAGUACGAUGUCGCCGUCGACGGGCAGUGGGACGGCGAGAACCAGUCGACCAACUACGACAAGAGCUUGGUGGUCAAGUGGAACCGCGCCGUGUCCCAGUACAACGGGACCUCGAUCAGCGCCAAGAUCCCCAAGGGCAUCGGGCGUGUCGAGGUGUGGGGAGCGGUCGAUGUGGACCAUUACGACUUUGCCGUCGAGAUCGACCCGCCAGCGUACGGCCUGACGCGCUUCAACGGCAAUGCGUUCAACUUGUACACGGUCCAGAACAUCUCGAUGUACGAGACGAUGCUCGACCCGGGCAAGCCGCACACGAUCAAGGUCACCAACAUGCACGACGCGUACCUCGAUGUGUCGCAGUUCAAGCUGUACGAGGCGCACGGUGGAAGCGGGGGUUCAGGUCUCAGCGCAGGGGCGAUUGCGGGCAUCGUGAUCGGCUCGGUUGCGGCGCUGGCGCUCGCUUGUCUCCUCGUGUGGUGCUGCCUGCGUCGGCGCAAGAAGCAGGCGACCAACAACAACCCCGUCGACAUGGAGAGCGACCCGGGCGACAUGGUUAACGUCCACGAUGUCGAGCCGUACCACGACUCGCCGCACUCGCCUCCCAUGAGCAUGAGCACUGGCGCCGGCUACCGUUCCUCGGGCAGCAUCCCCAUGGCCUACGCUCCUAGCGCGACGUCGGCUGGUAUCGCGGGCCUGGGCGCUUAUCAGCACGGGCAGCAGCAGCAGUACCACACGCAGCAGCAGUGCUACGCCAUCCCGACGCCGCCAAGUGCAAGCCACCAGAGCAGCGGGUCGACCUCGGAACCUCUCCUUGGCAUGACGCCUGGCUCGCCAUUCAGCCCCCUCGCGGUGCAGAACCCCGACGAUGAGGGCUACCUCGCCGCAAGCACGAGCACGGUGGGCAUCGCCGCGCUCGACGCCAAGGUCCAGCCGCGCCCCGUGACGUAUCACCACCUGCAGCACACGGACUCGGGGCUGACGAGCCACUCGAACGAGGUCGUCGUCACAGAGGCGCCGCCAGUGUACAAUCCCGAGUGGGCCGGGUCGUCGAGCGCCAACUCGGGCGGAGCACCUACCGUUCAGUCGGCCCCAUCUGCACUCUCUGCCCCGUCCGACGCGGACCGGAGCCGCAACAGCCGCAUGGAAAAGGGGCCCUCGGCGCCCAUGUCGCCCGUCUAG